Geosmithia morbida is the source of this 2565-nucleotide messenger RNA. Its product is annotated as vacuolar protein sorting-associated protein 16. NCBI's taxonomy places the organism in Eukaryota, Fungi, Ascomycota, Sordariomycetes, Hypocreales, Bionectriaceae. Gene Ontology annotation, cellular component: endosome; cytoplasm; lysosomal membrane. The record is from RefSeq and is a predicted model, not a curated record. Bases 1 to 2565 code for a protein of 854 amino acids. Gene Ontology annotation, biological process: vacuole fusion, non-autophagic; intracellular protein transport; endosomal transport. Gene Ontology annotation, molecular function: actin binding. The transcript has 6 exons.
AUGGAGACGACCCUUCAUCCCAGCGCUGCCUGGGAAAGCGUGGGCGACAAGUGGUUCCGCAAGACGCAGCUGUACACCGAAGUGUUCGACCAGGACAUCGACCUCGACAACUACAUUGUGGCCGGAGCGCCCUACGGCGGAGCGCUGGCCCUGUUCCGCGAUGAGACCAAGCUGCACGAGUACCGGCCCGGACGGUCAUCCAAGCCCGUCAUCGACAUCUACACCCUGGCCGGCAAGAAGUUGCGGGCCAUUCCCUGGGACAAAGGGCCGAUAAAGGGACUGGGGUGGUCCGAGGACGAGACGCUGCUGGUCGUCACGGCAGACGGAGGGGUGCGCUGCUACGACCUCCAGGGCGAUUUUAGCCAUUUCUCACUCGGCCACGGCGCCGAUGUUCACGGUGUCAGGUCGUGUCGCUUCUACGAUACCGGAAUGGUCGCCCUUCUCGAGAACAAUACCCUGAUAUCAGUCACUUCGUAUACCGAGCCGAGACCGAAACAGCUGGCGUCGCUGCCGCGGCAGCUGGCCGACGACGACGGUGAUGACCAUAUUCACUCAUGGGGCGUCAUGUCGCCCAACCACACUCUCUCGCGGUCCGUCGAGGUCCUUCUGAGCGUCGGGUCGACCGUCUACAUCGUCGACUCCAACGAUUGCGAGGACCGGUUCCUCGACAUUGGGCCUUUUAGCCACAUCAGCGUGUCGCCCGAUGGGCAGUUUGUCAACCUGUACGGCCAAAAUGGCAAGGCUCACAUCAUCUCGAGCGACUUCCAGGAGAGGAUCUUUGAGCACGACUCCGACUCCAGCACGCCGCCGCUGUACGUCGAGUGGUGCGGGAGCGAUCCGCUCAUUGCGUGGGAGGACGAGGUGCACAUCAUCGGGCCGGGCGACGUCUCGUCGUCUUACAUCUACGACAGCACGCGCGUGCAUGUGUUUUCCGAGUACGACGGAGCGCGUCUGAUCACAAACGACUUUUGCGAGUUCCUGGAGCGAGUACCGCAGGAGACGCUGGACGUCCUGGGCCCGGCGUCGGAGUCGAGCCCGGCGUCGAUACUGCUGGACGCCGUAGGCCAGCUGGAGAUGGAGUCGCCCAAGGCAGACGACUACAUCCAGCUGAUUCGGCCGAACCUGACGGACGCGGUAGACACGUGCGUCAACGCGGCGGGGCGCGAAUUCGAGGCGUACUGGCAGAAGCGGCUGCUCAAGGCGGCGUCAUUUGGCAAGUCGGUGCUGGACAUGUACAACAGCGACGACUUUGUCGACAUGUGCGAGACGCUGAGGGUGCUGAACGCGGUGCGGUUCUACGAGACGGGUAUGCCCCUGUCGUACGAGCAGUACCACCGUCUGACGCCGGAGAAGGUGGUGGGGCGGCUGCUGAACCGGCACGAGUACCUGCUGGCGCUCAAGAUUGCGGGGUACCUGAACCUGCCGACGGACAGGAUCUACGUGCACUGGGCGUCGAGCAAGGUGCGCAUGGGGACCGAGGACGACGAGACCAUCUGCCGGAUGGUGGUGGAGCGGCUGGCGGGCAAGCCGGGCAUCUCGUUCGAGGAGAUUGCGCGGGCGGCGUACCACGAGGGCCGCGGGCGGCUGGCGACGGAACUGCUCAACCACGAGCCCCGGGCGGGGCGGCAGGUGCCCCUCCUCCUGGACAUGGACGAGGACGAGCUGGCGCUGGACAAGGCGGUGGAGAGCGGCGACACGGACCUGAUGCUGUCGGUGCUGCUGAAGCUGCGCAAGAAGCUCCCGCUGGCCGCCUUCUUCCGCACGCUCAACCCGCGGCCGACGGCGACGGCGCUCGUCGAGGCCGCGGCGCUGGCGGAGAGCGACAACGGCACGCUCAAGGACCUGUACUACCAGGACGACAGGCGCGUGGACGGCGCGGCCGUCUUCGUCCGCGAGUCGCUCGCGCAGCCGUCGCCGCGCACGGCGUCGGACAAGCUCGCCCUGGCGGCCAAGCUGGUGUCGGACUCGCGGGAGACGUCGUUUGAGCUGCAAUCGCUCAAGGAGGCGGCCACGCUGCUGCGCAUGCAGGACGCCCUCGACAGGGACCUCACGGACUCGUUUACGGGCCUCAGCGUCAACGAGACCAUGUUUAAGCUGAUCAACCUGGGCUUCUACGGGAGGGCGAAGAAGAUACAGAGCGAGUUCAAGCUGAUCAACCUGGGCUUCUACGGGAGGGCGAAGAAGAUACAGAGCGAGUUCAAGGUACCUGAAAAGGUGGCGUGCUGGAUCCGAUUACGUGCCCUCGUGGCCAAGAGAGAUUGGCAUGAGAUCGAAGACAUUUCCAAGUCGAGGAACAGUCCCAUCGGAUGGGAGCCUUACUUUGACUUGGUCUUACAAGCGGGAAAUCAAAAGGUAGCGGCCAUCUUCAUACCGAAAUGCACGAGGCUAGAGCAAGGGGCUACGAUUGAAAUGUACGAAAAGUGCGGCAUGAGGUUGAGGGCGGCGGAGGAGGCCACCAGAUUGAAGGAUGCGGAGGCUUGGCAGAGGUUACUCGAGGCGGCGGGACGUGAUACGCAGGAGGGAAGGGAGAUUGAGAGGCUGGGAAAUGCGGUGUUUAAGAAGUGA